Coregonus clupeaformis (lake whitefish) is the source of this 2090-nucleotide messenger RNA. RefSeq names its product nicotinamide/nicotinic acid mononucleotide adenylyltransferase 2. Bases 126 to 1052 code for a protein of 308 amino acids. Gene Ontology annotation, biological process: NAD+ biosynthetic process. NCBI's taxonomy places the organism in Eukaryota, Metazoa, Chordata, Actinopteri, Salmoniformes, Salmonidae. The record is from RefSeq and is a predicted model, not a curated record. Gene Ontology annotation, cellular component: Golgi apparatus. Gene Ontology annotation, molecular function: nicotinate-nucleotide adenylyltransferase activity; nicotinamide-nucleotide adenylyltransferase activity. The transcript is spliced from 11 exons.
CCUGCGAGGAGACUGGGAUACUGCCGCAUCCAAAUGAACCUCGCCUCUCUCUGCGGUCGCUAACAGCAAAACAAAGAAGAACAAAUCGGUAGUUGCAGAAAAAGAGACUCAUAUCCAGUCAUAUCAUGACGGACAACACUAAAACUCACGUUAUUUUGCUGUCAUGUGGAAGUUUUAACCCCAUCACUAAAGGACACAUUCAUAUGUUUGAAAAAGCCAGAGAAUACCUGCACAAAACAGGGAAGUUCAUUGUGAUUGGGGGUAUCAUUUCACCUGUACAUGACUCCUAUGGCAAACCGGGCCUCGUCCCCAGCAGACAUCGUCUCAUCAUGUGUCAACUGGCAGUCCAGUCCUCCGACUGGAUCAGAGUGGAUCCCUGGGAGUGCUACCAGGACACAUGGCAGACUACAUGCAGCGUGCUGGAGCAUCAUCGUGACCUCAUGAAGAGAGUCACAGGGUGCAUUCUGUCCAAUGUGAACACACCGUCCACAACUCCAGUGAUCGGCCAACCACAGAAUGAGACUCAGACUGGCAUCUAUCAAAACCACAACACAAUGAACAACAAGCCCAUUGCCAUUAAGCUGUGGGGGAAGAUGAGUGAGAGCUUGGGCAAAAUUUGCUGUGUUCGCCCAAACAUUGACCGUUUUACCUUUGUGGAUGAAAAUGCCAACCUUGGCACUGCAAUGCGAUAUGAGGAAAUUGAGUUGCGCAUCUUGCUUCUGUGUGGCAGUGAUCUUCUGGAGUCAUUCUGCAUCCCUGGCUUAUGGAAAGACAGUGAUAUGGAGGUGAUUGUGGGAGACUUUGGGAUUGUUGUUGUGCCUCGGGAUGGAGUUGAUACAGAGAGGAUAAUGAACCAUUCCUCUGUGCUGCGCAAGAACAAGGACAACAUCACAGUAGUAAAACAUGAUGCCAACCACCCUAUGUCCAUUGUCAGCUCAACCAAGAGCAGACUGGCCCUGCAGCACGGGGACGGCCAUGUGGUGGACUACCUGAACCAGACAGUCAUCGACUACAUCCUGCAGAGUCAGCUCUACAUCAAUGCUUCUGGAUAGGAACUACUGCUCCUGCCUACUGUCAUAUUGUCCCUGUCUGUCUGUCUUUCAUGUGAAAUGUAAACUCCUCUUGAGCUAUUGCUUUUCCAUUCAAAGGAGCGUUAGAUAUCCAUGUCCCUUCUUACUGUAUCAUAGUGACUCAUUGGACCUGUGGAUGUACUGUACAGCGAGGUGCCUGAGAGCUGUGUGUACGUGUGGACCACCUUCACAACUGACUUUGUGUAGGCUGCGCCGGCCGCGUAGGAUAGAGAGGGGGAUGGUGUUUUGGUCUGUCCCAAAUGGCACCCUAUUCCCUAUAUAGUGCACUACUUUUGACCAGGGCCUAUAGGGCUCUAGUAAAAACUAGUGCACUUUUUAUGGAAUACGGUGCCAUUUGGGAUGUAGCCUUGGUGUCAUGAAGAGAGGGCGCAGAGAUUGUUAUCUAAUGAAUGUUGGCUUUUGCUGUUUGAUUUAAAUCUGUCGGUUCUUAGACUGCAUGCUUAGAACGUUUUUGUUUUGGCAUGAGUACUUACUCACUUUGUAGAUAUAUGUUGUGAAAGUGUUUGCAAAAAGACAAACAUAUAGUGGGUACCCACCUCUCACUUAAUUUUCUAUUCACUCUAAUUCUACUGUAUGUACAGCAAUAUCUGUAUUGAUGUAUCUGCGAUUGCAAAUCAAUGCCUAAAUGUUUUGUCUUCAGUGGGAAUUCGUGAAAAAUGUACAUUUGUUUGCACAUAAGACAACGAUUUGUACAUAGAUUUUAUUUGUGUGUGAAGGAUUUUGCACGUUUCUUCUGCUUGCCACUGAGCAAAUUACCACAACUCCUAAAGCAAAUGCAAUGAACCUGUUUCUUACUAUGUGCUAUGUAGCUAGCUACUCGAGAUUCUUUAAAAAAUGUAUAGUAGUGGAAAAAAACAACAGAACAAACUACAGAAGUGCAGUCCAUGUGCCUGGGGAUGAAUUCACAGAUACAACAGUCUCCCUCUCCCUUGCACUCAAUACUGUCAUAAUAUCAUCAACCUGAAAUAAAAUGUGCUCUAAUGUUGUUCUGCAAAGGAA